This is a messenger RNA of Striga hermonthica, 177 nucleotides long. Lineage: Eukaryota; Viridiplantae; Streptophyta; Magnoliopsida; Lamiales; Orobanchaceae. The record is from the annotation of a GenBank genome assembly.
AACCACCCUCAGAUGCUCCUCGUGCUCCUUCUGGCUCUUCGAGUAGAUAAGAAUAUCGUCAAUAAAGACAAUAACAAACUGAUCGAGGUAGGGAUGGAAAAUACGAUUCAUCAGGUCCAUGAAAACUGCUGGAGCAUUACUGAGGCCGAAUGGCAUGACAACAAACUCGUAAUGGUC